AUGGGACCUCCACCUGAUCGUCUUCCUCCAUGGUACAACCCUAAUGCACAUUGUCCUUUUCAUGAAGGUGCCCCCGGGCAUGACCUAGAGGGUUGUUACGCUCUAAAGCAUAGGGUUCGGGAAUUGAUUGAGAGCAAGAUCUUGUCUUUUAAGGACAUGGGGCCGAAUGUGAAGAACAAUCCUCUUCCUCCCCAUGGAGAUCCCGCGGUAAAUGCCAUUGAAGAUGCCUCUGCUGGUGUUACGGUUGAUAAGGUGGAUGAUGUGAAGACUCCUUUGGUGGCAUUCCAUGCCCGAUUGGUGGAAGCUGGCCUGAUUAAUGUAAAUCAUGAAAAUUGUGAAGAGUGUGUCACACAUCCAAAAGGGUGUCAGAUGGUGCGAGACAAUAUUCAAAGCUUGAUGGAUGAAGGAAUGCUUCAAAUAUCCAGUGUUGUGAAGAACGAAGAUGUGUUGGUGAUUGAACCUUGUUUCAAUUUACCUGAACCAGUCGAAAUCCCAUAUUAUAGUGGAGGAAUGGUCCCGGUGAACAGAAGUUCAGACGCUGAGGUGACAGAAGCUGUAAGUGAAGACGUCACAAAUAUUGCAGGAAUGAGCAGAAUGACCCGUAGUGGUCGAAUUUAUACGCCUGAAUUCAAUGUGACUCCUCAAGGGCCAAAUAAGGAAUCAGCGGUUGCAGCUCCCACUAAAGAACCCGAAGUGGUCCAAUCCGAAGAUGCUGUUGAAUUCUUGAAGUUGAUCAAGAAAAGUGACUACAAGGUUGUGGACCAGUUGCAUCAAACACCAUCUAAGAUCUCUAUUAUGUCUCUUCUAUUGAACUCCCAAGCCCAUAGGGAAGCUUUGUUGAAGGUGCUUGCUCAAGCUCAUGUAACACAAAGCAUAACAGUAGACCAAUUUGAUGGAGUAGUUGCAAAUAUCACAGCCUGCAAUACUUUGAGCUUCAGUGGAGAAGAAUUACCUGAGGAUGGACAAAAUCACAACCGUGCUCUCCAUAUCUCGGUGAAAUGCAAAGAUGAUGCUUUGGCGAAAGUGUUGGUUGAUAUUGGAUCUUCGCUGAAUGUUAUGCCAAAGAGAACACUCGCCAAAUUAUCUUAUCAAGGACCAGCUAUGAAGCCUAGUGCCUUGGUAGUGAAAGCUUUUGAUGGGGCAGUUACCUCCAUCUUACACCAAAAGAUGAAGUUUGUGGUGGACAAUCAACUAAUCAUCAUUUCUGGAGAAGAAGACUUUGUGGUCAGUCACCUUUCAUCCUUCAGAUAUAUCGAGGCUGAUGAGGACGCUUUGGAAACUUCUUUCCAAGCUCUUGAAAUAGCCAAUGCCACUUUUGUGGAAAUGAAGGGCCCUGUUGGGAAAGCUUGUUCAUCUUUCGCUUCUCUAAAAAGCGCAAAGUCUAGUAUUGAAGGAGGAAACCCUGAAGGUUGGGGUCAACUUAUUGAUAUGCGUGAGAAGCAUGAUCGCUUUGGUCUGGGAUAUGUGCCUUCCGCUGCGAAAGGAGCCCGAGCCCCUACAAAGGACAACACUCGAAGCAUCCAGGAAGUAUUCCUCAGCAUAGGAUUCAUCCAUGGAGAUCAAGUCAAUGCAAUUGAAGAUAGCACCGCAGAUGAAGAUGAGCCAUGUUUGGUUUACCGAGUUAUUGAGGCACAACAAUUGUUGGAUGAAAUGUCUCACAGAAACAUUAUUCCAUGGAACACUGUGAUUGUUGGGUAUCUUCACAAUAACAUGGUGGAACAAGCCAAUAAGUUGUUUGAUAUGAUUCCUGGGAGGGACAAUUUUCCGUGGGCUUUGAUGGUUACUUGCUAUACGCGUAAAGGGAAGCUUGUAAAGGAUUUGGUUUCUUAUAACUCUAUGUUAGCUGGUUAUACGCAGAAUAGGAAAUUGAGUUUGGCAAUGCGGUUCUUUGUUUUUUCGAGAGGAUGA
Lathyrus oleraceus (garden pea) is the source of this 1908-nucleotide messenger RNA. RefSeq lists its product as uncharacterized. The record is from RefSeq and is a predicted model, not a curated record. Bases 1 to 1908 code for a protein of 635 amino acids. NCBI's taxonomy places the organism in Eukaryota, Viridiplantae, Streptophyta, Magnoliopsida, Fabales, Fabaceae. Gene Ontology annotation, molecular function: protein binding. The transcript is spliced from 4 exons.